UUAAAUUUUACACAUAAAAUUAAAUAAAACUUUAAAAUAAGAUUUAAAAUAUUUUAAGCUUGAUUUAGACAACGAUAAUAUAUAAAAAAAAAACUUAACAAAAAUAUUUAAAAAAAAUAUUACAUGAAGACAUAAAUAUUACACAAAUUUAAAUAUUACAACAAUACUAAUAGUCAGACAAGUUUGAUCUGGAACCUUCAAAAUUUUCAAAUAUUGUCCAAAUUUUUUUGUGUAACUGAAGAUGAUUGUUGUUGUUGUUUUUGAUGUCUUUUUCGUACAAUUUUUUUUUGUUCAUAUCGAAUAUAUUCACAAGUAUUAAUAUCAUCGAAAAGAAAUUAGUAUUUUAUAAAUAGUUUAUCUUUCUCUUUUACUUUCUUGUUCCGAUCUCUUGUAUUUACAAGUAUCAAUAUUACCCGAUUUCAUAAACUUUUAGCUCGUAAUCUACAAAGUAAAACUGAGGAGAGCCAUUUUUACUUCGAAAUGCACUAAUAGAUCGUAUAUGCAUAACGAAAAUCAUUUUAUGAAUUAAUAUGACAUUUUGUUUGAAGCUUAAUAUUAAUUAAGUUAUUUUUAUUUAAAUUUUUAAAUUUUAAUAGAAUAUUUUAUUAAUUAAUAUUGUUGUAAUAUGUUUAUAUAUGUGCUAGUUAUUUACAAAAGUUUUAUGAAUUCAAAUUAGUUAUGACAAAUAUAAGGACCAUAUUAUAAAAUAUAAAUAGUUUUGAAGUUGAGUUUGAACUUUUACUUUUGGAGAAGAACACCUUUAAACUUCAAAUAUGGAGUUUUGGAAACUUUAAAAUAGAGUUCCUUUUUGGAGAUGUUGUUAUAAUUGAGACAUUAUUCUGGAUAUAUAUACAAGAAGACAUCUAUCAUUCUCUGCAUACGGUGAUACGGGUCGAGAAAGAAUGGGAAAAAUAGAGAAAGAGAAGUAGUUUGUGUGGUUCUGUUGUGUGUAGUUUCAUGUGAGAGGCCUAAGAGAAGUUAAUCACCUAUCUUGUUAAAAGAUAGAAGCUAGGAGCCACAGAUGCAAUAAGAGACUGUACACCAUAACGCCAAGCCUUUCUUGAGGACAGCUCAUUAAUACUCUUCCACCUGAGACCCUGCAUUGCAGACAAAUCAAAAAACGAUCCUCACUCAAUAAGAAAAACCAAUUUGGAACCACAUUUACGAUCCACUACAGGAAAUUGGGGUAGUGAUAGCAUAAUAUAGUAGCGUUUAAGUGUGUUUUGCUACGGUUUAUAUUUUAGUAGCGUUUUGCUUUUUCUAAAUGCUACUGAUAAGUUUUCAGAAAAACGAGUUUCUCGCGUUUAGUUAUCAAUAGCACUUUUUUGAAACAAACGCUACCUAUGUGAAGCGCGGAAACGUAAUUAGUUUGAGCGCCUAAGACUUAUCGAAAAUUAGAAGCCAUUUUCAGACCCCCUCCAUAGAAGCUUCAUGAACCAUUCUUUCCCUCUAACUCUCAUUUUUUUCAGAUUCCCUCCAUCGAACUUUCAGUCUCCAUUGAACUUUCAGUCUUCAUCUUUUUCUCCCUCUCGUUUCAAUCUCCUCCUCUAAACUUUCAGUUUUUGAGAUUUCCGUCACUCUCCUCCUCGGUAGCCGAAGAAUAAGCUCUAAUUAAGGUUCGUCAAUCUUAGCGAUUGUUUGUUCUCGUUAUUUAGGGUUAGAGGGUUUAGAUUCGUCGAGCUAAUUUCAUGUUUCUUUCUUAAAAAAAUUAGGGUUCUUUUUUUCUGUUUCUCGAUUUUUGUUCUAUUAGAUACUGAUUCUCGAAAACCAUCUCGAUUUUUUGCAUUGACACUGUGAAAUUGGAGCUGUAAUAUGGACAAGUUCUGGGUUUGGCUUCCAAGGGCCAGCAAUGAUUAUGAAAAGGGGGCAACUGAUUUCGUGAAUAAGUCAGCGUUGAGGUUGGGUAAUCCUCUUCAAAUCUCAUGUCCCUGUGUCGACUGUCGGAACAUGUGUCACCAAAAUCUCAACACAGUCGUGGAGCAUUUAGUCAUAAGGGGGAUGGAUAAGAAGUACAAGAGGAAUGAUUGUUGGAGUGUUCAUGGAGAGAUAAGAAAGACGCAGACAGAUGAGUUUGAAAGUGUUGACCACUUAGAAGCAUACGAGUUGUUUAGAACUGCAUUCUCUGUUGCUGAAGACAAUCCACAAACCGGAGAGCAACCAGAAGUAUUUAAAGGUGAAGAAGACUCUGAGUUCAAGAAGAAAUUGCAGGAUGCAGAAACUCCACUCUACUCCAGCUGUCCCAACUACAGUAAGAUAUCUGCAAUCAUGGGAUUGUAUCACAUAAAAGUUAAGAGUGGGAUUUCAGAGAAUUAUUUUGAUCAGAUUUUGACAUUGGUACAAGACAUGCUGCCUCAAGGGAAUGUCCUUCCAAAGUCCACAGGCGACAUCAAGAAAUUUCUGAAGAUAUUUGGGUUUGGUUAUGAUGUUAUUCACGCUUGCAAGAAUGAUUGUAUUCUUUUUCGGAAGCAGUAUGAGGAUAUGGAUAGCUGCCCAAGAUGUGGUGCUUCAAGAUGGGAAGUUGAUAAGCGUACGGGGGAAAAUAAGAUUGGGAUUCCAGCAAAGGUACUACGGUAUUUUCCUAUCAAAGAAAGACUGAAGCGGAUGUUUAGAUCAAAGAGGAUGGCUAAGGAUUUGCAAUGGCAUUUCAGCAAUGGUAGUGAAGAUGAUACCAUGCGACACCCGGUGGACUCACUGACUUGGGCUCAGGUUAAUGAUAAAUGGCCAGAGUUUGCUUCUGAUCCGAGAAACCUUCGCCUUGGACUAUCUACAGAUGGUAUGAAUCCUUUUUCCAUUCAGAACACAAAGUACAGCACAUGGCCAGUCUUCUUGGUAAACUACAAUAUGCCUCCCAGUCUGUGCAUGAAGGCAGAGAACAUAAUGUUGAGUCUCCUCAUCCCUGGUCCAGCUGCACCAAGCAACAACAUCGACGUUUAUCUUGCUCCAUUGAUAGAUGAUCUGAUUGACUUGUGGAAUGAAGGUAUACAGGCAUAUGACUCAUUAUCCAAUGAGAAUUUCACACUCCGAGCUAUUCUGUUGUGGACUAUCAGCGACUAUCCAGGUUUGGGGACACUUGCUGGUUGUAAAGUGAAAGGGAAACAGGCGUGUACUGUAUGUGGAAAGGAUACACCUUUCAGGUGGUUGAAAUUUAGUCGAAAGAUGGUUUAUUUGGGCAAUAGGAGCCGACUGAGGCCAGGGCACCCUUACCGACGCCGCAAAGCAUGGUUUGACAAUACUGUAGAGGAAGGGACUGCAAGCAGAAUUCAAACCGGAUCUGACAUAUUUGAGAUGCUCAAGGACUUGAAGAAUGAUUUUGGAAAACCUUUAGAGAAGAAAGGCAAGAAGAGAAAAUCUACUGUGGAUGAAGAUGAUGAGAUUGGAGGUGAAGAAUAUGAAGAAGAUACUGACCAAUGGAGGUGGAAGAAACGGUCAAUUCUAUUCGACUUACCUUACUGGAAGGAUAUGCCAGUACGUCAUAACAUUGACGUAAUGCAUGUGGAAAAGAAUGUGUCUGACGCCAUACUAUCCAUGUUGAUGCAUAGUGCAAAGUCAAAAGAUGGUGUUAAAGCUAGGCAAGAUUUAGAAGAUAUGGGGAUUCGCAGCUCCUUACACACUGAGGUACGUGGAAAAAGGACAUACCUACCUCCAGCUUCUUAUUGGUUGACGAAGGAUGAGAAGAAGAUAUUUUGCAAGAGGUUAUCUGAAUUCAGAGGACCAGAUGGCUAUUGUGCUAAUAUUGCAAAUUGUGUUUCCAUGGAUCCUCCUCAGAUUAAUGGUUUAAAGUCACAUGAUCAUCAUGUUCUUCUGCAAAACUUAUUACCUGUUGCAUUGCGAAAAUUGCUUCCUAAAGGUCCUAAGAUUGCAGUGACUAGAUUAUGCAACUUCUUCUGCAGACUGUGUCAGCGUGUGAUUGAUCCUGAAAAGCUACUGGAACUAGAGAGUGAGCUUGUUGAGACAAUGUGUCAGAUGGAGCGGUUCUUUCCCCCAUCACUCUUUGAUAUAAUGUUCCACCUCCCUAUACAUCUAGCUAGAGAGGCACGCUUGGGAGGGCCAGUACACUUUAGAUGGAUGUAUCCAUUUGAAAGGUACAUGAAAACACUUAAGUCCUACGUUAAAAAUUUUGCACGACCAGAAGCAUGUAUGGCUGAGGGUUACAUGGCAGCAGAAUGUAUUGCCUUCUGCAUGGAAUUUCUUCAAAAAUCUGUACCAGUUAAUCAACCUGCGAGUCGUAAUGAAGAUGUUGAUUUAGAUGAUGACAUCCUUGAAGGCCGUCCAAUCCAGAGAUCCAAAGAUGUUCUACUUUCUGAUAAAGAGCGAGACAUCGCACAUAGAUAUGUUCUAAUGAACACAACAGUUAUGGAGCCAUAUAUUGAUAUGCAUUUGGAAGCGUUGCAAGAGAAAGAUCCUCGUUGUCGGCAAAAUCAGACUCUGUUAUGGAAGUUACAUGUGGAACAGUUUACACAAUGGGUAAAGGAUAAGAUUUAUUCUAACCCAGAGGAGCAGUCGAAAAAGCUAAAAUGGUUAGCAUUUGGACCAAGAAAUUCAGUUGCAAGGUACAAAGGCUUAAUCAUCAAUGGACAUCGCUUUCAGAUAGAGUCGCUAAAGAGGAAGACUCAGAACAGUGGGGUAGCAUAUGAUGCUUUCAGUAUGUGUAGAUCGAGUGCAAAAGAUAGUAAACAUAUGGCAGAUAUAGUAUCCUACUACGGAGUGAUAGAAGAGAUUAUACUACUCGACUACCAUAUGUUCCACGUCCCACUCUUCAGGUGUAAGUGGGCCAACAAAGGGCAUGGUUUGAAGGUGGAAGAUGGUUUUACGGUUGUGAACUUCCACUUAAGCCAAGCAGCAUUCCAAAAAGAUCCAUACAUUCUGCCGUCACAAGCAAAGCAAGUGUUUUAUUCGAUUGAUGACUCUUCUGAUUGGUCUGUGGUUAUGAGGGCACCACCUAGAGGGUAUCACGAGUUAGAGACAGAAGAAGGGUUUGCUGCUCCACCAGUAUUCGUCGAGGAGAAUGAAGAUUUGGGAAAUGAUUGUUCUGAUGAUGAGAGUUUCUGUUGUAGGGAUGAUUGUGAGGGGGUCUUAGUUGUGGAGUAA
This is a messenger RNA of Brassica napus (rape), 5088 nucleotides long. RefSeq lists its product as uncharacterized. The record is from RefSeq and is a predicted model, not a curated record. NCBI's taxonomy places the organism in Eukaryota, Viridiplantae, Streptophyta, Magnoliopsida, Brassicales, Brassicaceae. Bases 1813 to 5088 code for a protein of 1091 amino acids. The transcript has 6 exons.